CCUCGUUCAUAUAAUUCAUCCUCCGCCUCCGGUCUAUCCUUCCUAGCCGCCGCCGCCUGCGAGGCAUCCCAUCCGCCGGCGGCGGCGACGCAUCAGAGGGUGGCCUUCGAAUGGCAGCAUUGAUUCCCGGUUGAGGUUCCGCAGUUAGGUUUCUCGGAACCCAUGGAUUCCGGUGAUCAGCUUAAAGGUCCAGCCUUUGGGGCAGGAGGAGGAGGAGGAGAGGGAUUCUUCGUCGCGAGUUUCUCUCCUGGGAGUUCCAUUUCAACCUCCUGGAAUCGCUCAAUGAAGCGGAAGCGGAACGCGAGCGCAGCCGACGCCCACAUCCUCGUCUGCCCCGAUUGGGACAACUUCGAACCCGGCACCAGUGUUGCCAGGGUGGAGACCAGGAACGAGGAGGAGUCCCUUCGCGAGGCCCUCCUCAGCCAUCAACAAACGAUCCAGAAGCUACAAGAGGAGCUGGAGGAGGAGCGGAGCGCUGCGGCCUCCUCUGCGCAAGAGGCCAUGUCGAUGAUAGUCCGGCUCCAGCACGAGAAGGCGGAAAUCGUCAUGGAGAGCCGCCAGUUCAAGCGCGUCACCGAGGAGAAUUUGAAGCAUAACCAGGAGGAGAUCUCGAGCCUUGAGGACCUUCUCUUCAAGCGUGAACAAGCUAUGCAAGCCCUCUCCUGCGAGGUCCAGGCCUACCGCCACCGCCUCCUCAGCUACGGUUUUAGCCUCGAUGGGGAUGCGCCUCCUUCUGAACCGCAAACACCUGAUACGGCGACCUCCUCUUUUGCCAUCCCCCAAAUCGAGUUCCCGCCGGAGUCUCAGUAUCCUUCAAUAAAGUGCAUCAGAGACGCUGGUGCCGAACUCGAUCAGUACCCUUCUUGUGAGACUCCACGCGAGCACCUUCAGAAGCUGGAGCAGUGGAUUUACCAGCUCGAACGGACGCCAAGUAGCAUAUUUGGUAAUGUCAUGGAUAAGGGAGUCAUCGUGGGUCAUUCUCCACGAGCUCGGCCUUUUCAUCUCAGAAAUCUUUCCUGCGGAAGCUAUGGAUCUGUCCUGGAAUUCAACAAGGGGGAUGAAUUUCCGACAUCGUUCGAUGCUGUAUCAGAUUAUGAGGAGAUGAAUGACAGAGUGUAUACAGUGGAUGCGGUGCAUGGCGCCAGUGAUGACUAUGUCAGCACACCAAGGGAACUACAGACUAGGAGAUCUCGAAUGGGUAAUGUAAUUGAGAAAGCGGAAAUAACUAAGCUUAAUACGCGUCUGCAGGAGCUUGAAGCUGAUAGAGAGUCUAUGAGACAGACAUUAAUUUCCAUGAGUGCUGAUAAAGCACAGAUGAUGAUACUGAUAGAAAUUGCUCAGCAGAUGUGCAAGGAAGGAACCAUCGAUAGCAGGAUCAUAAAGAAACCAUCUUUUUCCCAGAAGUUUUCUUGCAUGCCAAUUAUCAAGGAUGUCAUUUCAUUUGUUGUAUUAUGGAAGAAUCCAUCCCAAAUCAAGUAUAGUGUUGGUAUAGCAGUGGGAGCUGUUGGCUUUCUGCUAUUCUUAAACAAGCCCUGUCGCACAACGCAAAGGAGGCUUCUCAAAACACAGAUGUAAGCAUCAAUUAUGCGAUGAUGAGGGAGUGUAAUCUUUUAUUACACUAAAAUGUGCAAGCAAAUUCCACUGACAGAGGGCAUUAACUUUUUUUUAAUGUUGAUUUCCAUUUAUUAUAUUGAUUUUAAACCACCAUUUUUAAGGCGUAGCACAGACAGUGGACGCAUAACAUCAGGAACUGACGAUUUGUGAUUUAUUUUACCAUAUAUCUGACGUCUGUGUAUCUA
Molecule: messenger RNA, 1799 nt
Organism: Zingiber officinale
Lineage: Eukaryota; Viridiplantae; Streptophyta; Magnoliopsida; Zingiberales; Zingiberaceae
Product: myosin-binding protein 7-like
Exons: 3
Coding region: 163-1575 (470 amino acids)
Source: RefSeq, a predicted model, not a curated record